AUGGUGGGGAGGAAGCAUGAGGUGCAUGUGUACAAUGUGACUGGAAGUGUGGGUGACCCACCAAUGUUUCUCCACGGGGGGAUUUGGAAGAGUCAACUCUUUGUUAUGCAGGACUGCCCCCCACACUGCACGAUUGUCCUAACCUGGCUUCUUCCACCUCUAAGUAGCACCUCCAGUGGAAGUGAGAACCCCAAACUUCCUGGCCUGGUUUCAGACAUUCCCCAGGCAAAGACAAGAAACCUGCACAGGGUUAUUUUAGCUGAUGCAGCUGGUAUAGAAGGAUUGGAUCUCUUUAAAGAUGAAUCACAAAGCACGUGGAUGAUAGUUAAGUCUAUGGAAAUGCAGGACCUCGCAAGUCCUCAUCCUCUUGUUGGAAGUGGUGAUACUCCUGGUAGCUCCAAACUGGAGAAGGCUAAUCUCAGCAGCACAUCUGUCACCACAAAUGGAACAGGAGGGGACAACAUGACUGUUUUAAACACUGCAGACUGGUUGCUGAGUUGCAACACCCCCUCUUCUGCAACAAUGUCUCUCCUUGCAGUCAAAACAGAGCCUUUGAACAGCAGUGAAGCGGCAACCACCACUGGAGAUGGAGCCCUUGACACUUUUACUGGGUCAGUAAUAACAAGUAGUGGCUACAGCCCCAGAUCAGCGCAUCAAUAUUCCCCACAGCUAUAUCCUUCCAAGCCCUAUCCACACAUUCUUUCUACACCAGCAGCUCAAACAAUGUCUGCCUACGCAGGCCAGACUCAGUAUUCGGGAAUGCAGCAGCCGGCCGUCUACACAGCCUACUCACAGACAGGACAGCCCUACAGCCUGCCCACUUACGAUCUGGGCGUGAUGUUGCCGGGCAUCAAGACGGAGAGUGGACUUUCACAGACACAGUCCCCGUUACAGAGUGGGUGCCUCAGUUACAGCCCGGGGUUUUCCACCCCACAGCCAGGCCAGACGCCUUAUUCUUACCAGAUGCCAGGUUCUAGUUUUGCGCCAUCAUCUACUAUUUAUGCAAAUAAUUCAGUCUCCAAUUCAACGAAUUUUAGCGGUUCACAACAGGAUUACCCAUCCUACACAGCCUUUGGCCAAAACCAGUAUGCCCAGUAUUACUCAGCAUCCACGUAUGGAGCAUAUAUGACAUCAAAUAACACAGCUGAUGGCACAUCAUCCUCGACCUCAACCUAUCAGUUGCAGGAAUCUCUCCCGGGACUGACUAGCCAACCAGGAGAGUUUGAUACCGUGCAGAGCCCCUCCACACCUAUCAAAGAUCUUGAUGAGAGAACAUGCAGGAGUUCUGGGUCAAAAUCCCGAGGAAGAGGCCGGAAAAAUAAUCCCUCCCCGCCUCCUGACAGUGACCUGGAGCGUGUGUUUGUCUGGGACUUGGAUGAAACCAUCAUUGUUUUCCAUUCACUGCUCACAGGGUCUUAUGCCCAGAAGUAUGGCAAGGAUCCCCCCAUGGCUGUAACCCUGGGACUCCGAAUGGAGGAAAUGAUUUUUAAUCUUGCUGAUACACAUUUAUUUUUUAAUGAUUUAGAGGAGUGUGAUCAAGUUCAUAUAGAUGAUGUUUCCUCUGAUGAUAAUGGGCAGGACUUAAGUACCUACAGUUUUGCAACUGAUGGCUUCCAUGCAGCUGCAAGUAGUGCAAACCUUUGUUUGCCAACAGGUGUAAGAGGAGGGGUUGACUGGAUGAGGAAGUUGGCUUUUCGUUACAGAAGAGUAAAAGAAUUAUACAACACCUACAAGAACAAUGUUGGAGGACUCCUUGGCCCUGCCAAGAGAGAUGCAUGGCUCCAGUUAAGGGCAGAGAUCGAAGGUCUGACAGACUCCUGGCUAACAAAUGCACUUAAAUCUUUAUCAAUUAUUAGUACUAGGAGUAACUGCGUAAAUGUCUUGGUAACGACAACCCAACUGAUCCCAGCACUCGCGAAGGUUCUACUCUAUAGUUUAGGAGGUGCUUUCCCCAUUGAGAAUAUUUACAGUGCAACUAAAAUAGGAAAAGAAAGUUGCUUUGAACGAAUAAUGCAAAGGUUUGGCAGAAAAGUAGUAUAUGUUGUAAUUGGGGAUGGUGUAGAAGAAGAACAGGCAGCAAAAAAGCACAACAUGCCCUUUUGGAGGAUAUCAAGUCACUCAGACCUCUUGGCUCUGCAUCAAGCACUGGAAUUAGAGUAUUUGUAA
Molecule: messenger RNA, 2166 nt
Organism: Odobenus rosmarus divergens (Pacific walrus)
Lineage: Eukaryota; Metazoa; Chordata; Mammalia; Carnivora; Odobenidae
Gene: EYA4
Product: eyes absent homolog 4 (Drosophila)
Exons: 19
Coding region: 1-2166 (721 amino acids)
Biological process (GO): positive regulation of DNA repair; multicellular organism development; cell differentiation
Cellular component (GO): nucleus
Molecular function (GO): protein tyrosine phosphatase activity
Source: RefSeq, a predicted model, not a curated record